Aricia agestis (brown argus) is the source of this 398-nucleotide messenger RNA. RefSeq names its product probable small nuclear ribonucleoprotein G (gene SNRPG). Gene Ontology annotation, biological process: spliceosomal snRNP assembly; mRNA splicing, via spliceosome. Bases 113 to 343 code for a protein of 76 amino acids. The record is from RefSeq and is a predicted model, not a curated record. Gene Ontology annotation, molecular function: RNA binding. Gene Ontology annotation, cellular component: U1 snRNP; precatalytic spliceosome; U12-type spliceosomal complex. The transcript has 3 exons. NCBI's taxonomy places the organism in Eukaryota, Metazoa, Arthropoda, Insecta, Lepidoptera, Lycaenidae.
UAGCAAGUUUGCCGCUUGCGUUUGGGACGCUUGUAGAUGCUUGUUUUUCGGCGUUGAUAAAGUUUGAAUAAAACACUAAUUCAGAUAGAAUAUUCCUUAAAUAUAAUACAAAAUGUCGAAGGCACACCCCCCAGAAUUAAAAAAGUUUAUGGACAAGAAACUGGCUAUCAAACUAAAUGCAGGUCGUAGCGUGACCGGCGUAUUACGUGGAUUUGAUCCUUUCAUGAACCUUGUUCUGGACGAGGCAGUCGAGGAAGCCAAAGAUGGAUCUAGAAACCUCAUUGGGAUGGUGGUUAUUCGUGGGAACAGUAUCAUAAUGUUAGAAUCAUUAGAUAGACUCUAGUUUGUGUGGUUUCAAGUAUUUGUAAGUUUAAUGCUAAGGUACAUAACAAUAAGUU